UUUACAUUUUACAAACUGUCAAAGAUUUAAGAUUCUCAUGAUCGUACUUCGUAGUCGUUAGCAAUACUUAAUUUAUCUAAUUUUUGAAAAUGGUUGCAUAGAAUUAAAAUAUGUUUUGAAGUCUAGCAUUGUAGUGUAAUUCUUGCAUCUUGUUUAAAAAUCGAAGAUGUUGAGUGUUAUACGGAAAUCACCAACUCUCAUAGCUAACCUUCAAAACAAACUAAUAUUUCCCGACAAGUUCAAAGGCACUGUAUUAGAAAAAUGGGCAAAUUAUUGGAAGAAUCUUGUCAUAGAUUAUAAACAGAUGUUACAAGAUUUAAGAACUGAUAUUCAAGAUGAACCUAGAAAAGCAUUAAAAUGGUGUAGUGGUAUUGCUGCAGCUUAUGCAUUAGCUAAAAAUAAUCCAUCCGAAAUUGAUUUUAAAGACAAAGUUACAAAUACUACCAAUGAAGUAAUCUUAAUAAGUGAAGAAUGUAGAAAUGCUGAGUCAAUUGAUCAUUUAAGGUUCAUUCAACAGUGUUACAAUGAAGGGGUACUGCAUUACAUAAGUUUGGGAGUAAUAUCUUUCAUGUAUACAACAGAAUUAAACAAAGAAUGUGACUUGUAUAAAGCACAUUGCUCCUACUUAAAGCCUACAUAUUCAAAUAUUUUAUCAAGGAUUGUUGAUGUUGGUGUUAUGGGUAGGUGGUGGAAUCUGCACAUUAAAACAACAAAUUUUGAUGUUAAUGUUUAAUUGAAUGAGUGAAAAUAGUUUGGUCAAUAAUACACAGUAGUUAAAGAAAA
Messenger RNA from Colias croceus (clouded yellow), 783 nucleotides. RefSeq names its product mitochondrial import inner membrane translocase subunit Tim29. Bases 167 to 733 code for a protein of 188 amino acids. The record is from RefSeq and is a predicted model, not a curated record. Gene Ontology annotation, cellular component: TIM22 mitochondrial import inner membrane insertion complex. The transcript has a single exon. Lineage: Eukaryota; Metazoa; Arthropoda; Insecta; Lepidoptera; Pieridae. Gene Ontology annotation, biological process: protein insertion into mitochondrial inner membrane.